Messenger RNA from Ficedula albicollis (Collared flycatcher), 1673 nucleotides. Its product is annotated as HAUS augmin-like complex subunit 3. The transcript is spliced from 4 exons. Bases 5 to 1606 code for a protein of 533 amino acids. The record is from RefSeq and is a predicted model, not a curated record. NCBI's taxonomy places the organism in Eukaryota, Metazoa, Chordata, Aves, Passeriformes, Muscicapidae. Gene Ontology annotation, cellular component: centrosome; mitotic spindle; HAUS complex. Gene Ontology annotation, biological process: spindle assembly; centrosome cycle.
UCAUAUGGAUCUGAAAGUGAAGAUCUUCAAAACCAGAGCUGUCUUGAGCCAGGUCAGCAAGGCUGCAGAGCAGGUGUCAGAGUGUCAUGGGAACACGGGGAUGGGCCAGCUGCCAACACUGCUAUGCCAGACAGAUCUUGCUCCUUACCUGGAGCAAGAACAACAGGCCACUGAUGCAUUUGAGAGCUUCAUUCAGCAGGUCCUACCAGAGUGCGUUCAGGCUCCAGAUGUUUGGGAAGCAAGUGCACAGGGAGAGAGCAGCCUGGAGGAGGGGCUGAAGGCUGAGAAACAAAUGGACUCAUACUGUGAAAUACCAGAAGAAAGAAGAGCAGCUCCUUAUCAAGAAUGCACAAAGACACCAUGGGGGGUGGCACCAGCAAGCUGGGGAGGAUUGGUCCAAGGUUCAAAGGCAGAGCUAGUGGAGGGAGGGAAUGAGAGAGACGUGUUGAACAUGGAGAGUGAGGAGAGAGAUGGCACCCAAGAAGUCACAGAGAGAAGGGACACCAAGAAAACAUCAAUGCCAAAAAGUCUUGGGACUGAUGGAGAUGAGCUGCUGGAGGACCAAGACAGCUUCUGGAAGGAGCUGGCUCGAAUAGAGACAGCAUAUAUCUGUGCCCGAAGGGAGGUCAUAGUCACAACAGCAAAAGUGGAAGGCACCUGUGCUGCGCUGGAGUGUGCCCAGAGGACUCUGGAAGCUCUUGAGGAUAACCAGCAGGCUGCUGAGGCUGAGCUGCAGAGCCAGGCUGCCGUGCUGCAGAGGCAGCUGCGCGCCCUGCGCUUCGACAUCGCGCGGACUCUGACACACCGGCUGCCGCCCCUGCUGCAGGCAGAGGCUCGCCGCUUUCGCCUGCCCCUCCUGCGCCAACACCUCAGCCUGCAAGUUGCCCGGCUCCAGAACGCUGCCAGGAGGCAGGAGGAGGCGGCUGUGUGGCUACUGAGCCAGCACAGCCGCCUGGACCUGCUGGAGUUUCAGCUGAGAAGGGAGGGAAAGGAGCUGGAAAGGAUGGCUGCUUGGCUGGAGAAGAUCGAAACGGUCACGAGGGAAUCCCCCACCAGGCUGCAGGAGCAGCAGAACUACUUCAGAGAUGCUGGGCCCUCCCACAAAUGGAUAGACUCCAAAGACCUCACUGCUACACGGCUCUGGGACAUGUUGAUGGGAAAAGAUCAGGAGAAGCAGCCCUUCCGCAGCUACGAGGCGAUGGCAGCCAAGUGCUCCCAGCUGGUUCAGGACAAGAGGGCACUGGAAGCCCAGCUGGAAGCUCCUAUGUCUCAGGUGUCUGCCCUGGAGUCCUCCAUAGAGGUGCUCUAUCACCAGCUGUACAACAGCUCCAACCAGCUGCAGGUCUCCUCGCCGGAGAUCUCCAAGCUGAUGCAGCAACUGAUCAUCAUGCAGGAUGACCUCUGCCAAAAGCUGUCAGAGCUCCUGAGUGACCUGGAGAUCAAGCGCAGGUCUCUGGAGAACCCCAUGGUGCAGGCAGAGCGCAACCUGUAUGUGUAUUUUUACUGCAAUGAGGAUCGCCUGAGAGAGAUGGUGGAGGAGCUGGAGAAACAGGCAUCAGCUUCCUCCAAGGGACCCCUGAGGGAGCUGCCCUAUGUAAAGCAGUAGGUCAAAGGAAUCCUUGCUCUCUGCCACAGUAGUGGUGUUCUCUUUUGAUUGGGCUGGGUCCUUAAUU